Messenger RNA from Ylistrum balloti, 2353 nucleotides. RefSeq names its product calcium and integrin-binding family member 3-like. Lineage: Eukaryota; Metazoa; Mollusca; Bivalvia; Pectinida; Pectinidae. Gene Ontology annotation, molecular function: calcium ion binding. The transcript is spliced from 7 exons. The record is from RefSeq and is a predicted model, not a curated record.
AUCUGUUUGUAUUUGGAUAAAUAAACCGGUAUUUUUUCUAACCGGAAGUCACCUGUCAGAUGUCACAUGAACUGUAAACAGAAGAAGAUCAAGAGAUGAGCUCAGCUUCUACGCACAUCUGCGUAGAAGUUUAUCACAGAAAAUGGGAAAUAAAAUAACAACAUUCAGCGAGGAACAGCUGGAAGCUUAUCAGGAUUGUACAUUUUUCACAAGAAAAGAGAUUCUAAGAAUUUUCCGACGUUUCCAGGGACUUUACCCUGAACAUGUACCUCUUGACAUGAAAAGAGGCCAGACUUCAUUCAUCAAGAUUCCUCUACAUGAACUUGAAAAAAUGCCAGAACUGAAGGAGAAUCCUUUUAGACAGCGACUGUGUCAGGUGUUUUCUGAGGAUGGAUCUGGAGAUAUGUCAUUUGAUGAUUUUCUUGAUAUGUUUUCUGUGUUGUCUGAGGCUGCACCUAGAGACAUCAAAACUGUGUAUGCCUUCAAGAUGUAUGACUUUGAUGGUGACCACUUUAUCAACAAAAAUGAUCUUGAAAAGACUUUAGUCACAAGACUAGGAGAAAAGCUUUGAGGAGAAAAGGUGUUAGAAGAAACUGACUUGGAUGAUGAUGGCAUGCUGUCAUACAUUGAAUUUGAACAAGUCAUAUCCCGUUCCCCAGAUUUCCUCAAUACAUUCCACAUCAGGAUAUGAAAACUGUAUGAAGUUUCCUAAAUGAUGCCAUGCCUUAAAGAUCUAAACACAUACUAGAAUGACAGUGUGUGUAUGUCUUUCCAGGAAUACGUACAUUUGUUUUAAGGAUUGCUUGAGAUUUAAAGAAUAAUUGAGGGAGCGCCUAGUUAUUCUAGGAAUUGUUAGCUAAAAAUUCUUGUUAUUAGUCGUCAAUUUAUUCCUUCUUUUUAUAUAUCUCUGCCCUUUCUGCUCUAUGUAAGAUAUUACAUAGGUAAAUAACUGAUGUAAAAUUACCCUCUGUGAAGUGUUUUUCUCACUGCUCCAAUGUGAUACUCCUUGUGAAAAAAAAUUAUCAUUGAUGUUUACCUGUUACUGUUAACACCCAGGCAUAUCUUUUAACACAAUUUGGCUGUAAAAGACAGACAAUUCAAUAUAUGUAUGGUAGUGAAACAACACAAAUUAUGUUGUGAGUAAAUAUAGGAUCUUGCAUAAGUUUCCUCGUUUUUCCAAUAUUUGUGAUGAGUUUCAUUAAUACCAUAUGAAAUGGAAACAACUGGAUCUUUUUUAUCACUCAUUGAAUGUACUGACAAAUAUGGACAUUACCAAGUCAAAUUUGAAGUCAUUUAGACUCUUUAUCUGAAGUCUCCAUCAUGACGUCAUAAUGCAAUCUGUAAGUGUGUGACAUCAUUUCAUUAUCUGAGCAUGACGUCACAGUAGCUUACAUAAUACAUGUGUAUACAAUACACAAAAAUAUUGCAUGGGUAAAAAAAUGAAUAACAAAGCCACUCUGUGAUGAAAUAAAGUAUAUUUUUUUAAUGGUACAAGAAGAGACUUAAUGGAAUUCUGAACAGUUGCAACAAAAUAUUUUUGUAAUCCUUUCAAUUUACCUAAUUCACCUCCUUUCAUAAGGACAUGCCUGCAGCCAGAUUAUCAAUGUUAAAGCUGAUGUUGUAACUGGUUGCUAAGGUACAAAGGCCACCAGAUCUCAUAGGACAUAUGAUACAUGUAAUUAUGAUAUUGUAUAUUUUUGUGUGCCAAUCUACAAAUUUUUAAUACCCAUGUGUUGUUGAUUUAUAGGGCUGUUCUUAACAGGAGAAUAUUUAUACUAUUACUAUAUAUGGCAAAAUUUAUGCAUAAAUGUGAACAAAUAUCAUUUCCAGUUCAUGUCUCAAUUUUUUUGCUCACUUUUAUUAUCUUUUGUCUUACCAAUGACGAUAACAAUACGCACAAAAAACCCCCUCCUUCCCCCAGCAAAAAAAAAUAACUAAUUUUUAAAUAACAAAAAUAAUUGUUUCAUUUUUCCAACCUGAUCAAGCAUAUGAUAUGAUGUCAAAAGUACAAAAUCAUAUUCAUUAUCAAUAAUGAUGUUUCUGCUUUGUUUUUGUCCCCAGAUCUUGUUUGAAUUUAUCAUUGGUAAGGUGUAACUAAAGAUAUAGAGUCUCUGUGGUAUUAUCAAACAGUGUCAGAAAAAAAGUUUUCUUCAGAUCUAAAACAGUUGUUUUGGUCAAGUUUGUGUUCAAAAUGUACAUGUGUUUGAAGUUGUAUGUGAAAGACAAUUUGUUUACAAAGUGCGAUUAAUGACUUUAUGUUGUUUAUUUUUACUUAAAAUGCAAUAUUUGAUUUUCAUUGUCCUGAUUGAUACAUUUCAUGUGUAAUCAUUUGUCUUUUUUGAUCAAAUACUCA